UCAACUCACCACAAAGAAAUGAAGCUGCAGCUGCCCACCAAGCACAUGGGAUAGCAUCGAUGGCAGCGAAUGGAAUGUCGACACAGGAGCGGCAGCUCUGCGAGUUUUUCAGAGACUUGCCGCUGGUGAAGAAGAACCGUUAUGACGAAUCCGCAAGCAACGACCUUCUUUAUAACCUUUUCUGGUCUUUAGCAGGCGGCCAGGACAAGUAUAUGCGACUCUUCUUUCCUGAGGGACGUCAACCUGCACCAAACGAGAAAUGGGAGCUUCGGGGAGCUCAAGGCGCCGUGGAUGGAGCAGAAUACACAGAGGCGGCGAGGGGCAAGGCUUGCGGUCAUAUCUUCAAGAGUGGCGAGGCAACAUACAGAUGCAAGACGUGCAGCGCAGAUGAUACCUGUGUUCUUUGCAGUAGAUGCUACGAUUCUUCUGAUCAUACGGACCACAUGGUGUAUAUUAGCAUAUCCCCUGGAAACAGCGGCUGCUGCGACUGUGGCGACCCUGAGGCAUGGAAACGCCCUGUGCACUGCACGAUACAUAGCGAGAGCGAGCAUGAAGCAAAAAGGUCUGGGAAAUCAAAAGAGACGUCUGGACUGCCAGAUGAACUUAUCGAGAGCAUUAGGAUGACCAUUGGCCGAGCUUUCGACUACGUAUGCGAUGUUAUAUCCUGUUCGCCAGAACACUUACGACUCCCUAAGACGGUUGAUAGCAUCAAACUCGAUGAGCGAAUGUCCCGCCUCACAUCCCCUUACUACCGAGGAGAUAUAGUCGAAGAGCCUAUUGAGUACGUCCUGAUAUUGUGGAAUGACGAAAAGCAUACGGUGGAGGAGGUUAGCCUGCAAGUCUCUCGGGCCUGCAAAGUCAGGGUAGCGGAAGGGUUACAACGAGCCUACGAAACCGAUGACAUGGGACGGGCUAUUGUGAAGUACAGUUUUGAUAUCAACGAAUUACUUGCCGUCGCGGAGGUCAUCGAGCACAUCAAAGUUACGGUUAGCAUCCGCUCUGCUCGAGAUACAUUCAGGGAACAGAUGUGUGGAACAAUUAUCCAAUGGCUUGGAGAUAUCUCGGGCUGCAGCGUUGGUGGAGACCACAAUAUCCUACGAGACGUUGUAUGCGAGGAAAUGCUCAAAUCUUGGCGAACGGGAAGUGAGGCUGUCAACGCAGAAAUCGGCAAGAGCGGUAUCGACGACCUAGAAAUUGAAGACCAAGAAAGAGAAAACGAAGAUAGAAUGAUGCUAUUAGGGGCGCGGAAUAUACAGAUCGUACGUUUGGAGGCCGCUAUGGCGGAGGCUGAACGAGCGAAUGAAAUGGAAAGCUCGGAGGACGAAGACGAAGACGGAGAUGAAGAUGGAGGUGAGCUGAGUGAGGGUGAAGAUGUGGGCGAAGAAGAACUUCAAUCAAUUAUGGACGUCAUGCUAGUUGAGGCACAGGCGGGUGGCGAUCAAGAUGGAGAUGUCGAGAUGACGGAUGAUGCAUCAGCGCAAGAGGCAGAUGAAGCCACUAUGGCUGGAUAUCCGCCGCCGCCUCCCCCUCCACCACCGCCACCUCCAGGUUUAGACACCCAGAGGGCUCUAAUGGAUCGUGAAACUACUCCGUCGGAUUCGGAUAUGGCAGAGCCGUUAAUAACAUCUUCCAUCUAUGCCAAAGCCAAUAUGGAUAUCCCCAAAACCCCAGGGCCGAAGCAUGCUAGACCUGAGAAGGUUGGAAGGCCACCGAGAUACUGGCUUGAGACACCAGAAGCGUUCAGUGAUAGGGAGUCUAUACCGCUACACGAAGAUCUUUGGCAGCGCGUAAGACUUGACUGGAUGAUCCUCUUCGACUUAAGGAUGUGGAAAAAGGUCCGGGUCGAUCUCCGUGACCUUUACAUUUCUACCGUCGUCACAAUCCCUGAGUUUAAGCGUGUGCUGGGACUUCGCUUUGCUGGAUUAUACACUCUCUUGGCGCAGUUAUAUUUAAUUGCUGAUCGCGAGCCUGAUUACUCGAUAAUCAAUAUCUCCUUACAGAUGCUCACGACACCAUCCAUCACGUCAGAAAUUGUCGAGAGAGGGAACUUCUUGACACAUCUGAUGUCUAUAUUAUUUACGUUCCUAACCGCUAGGCAAGUUGCGCCGCCAAUUGAGAUCAAUCCAAAUGCCGUUCUCAAGUUUGAAACUGGUUCUGUAACCAACCGCCGCAUGUAUCACUUUUUCAUGGAUCUUCGCUAUCUUUUCAAUGCGCCACACGUUCAUGAAAGGCUCCGGACAGACGAGAGAUACAUGAUGCAGUUCCUUGACCUUGUCAAGCUUCAUCAAGGAAUAUGUCCGAAUGUCAGAGCCGUAGGCGACCAUCUCGAGUACGAGACUGAUGCUUGGAUAAGCGCCUCCCUAGUGACUAGAGAGAUCAACCGCCUAUGCCGCCAGUUCUCAGAGUCUUUCAAGUGGAAGCUUGGCGAAGAUAUGUCUGCUAUUAAUAGGGCCAUUCGUUUCUCUGCGAAUACAGUCAUCAUAAACUCGCUGGGCUUGGAGCGCAGACGAUUUGAAGGCUCUGAGAUCAAAGAAGAAGUGAAGUUCAAAACAGUUGCGGAUUAUGAGUUUGAUACUUCGGAGACUGGCGAACACAGUGUUAUCAAGUUCAUCGUCGAAGAUCAGCCGAUCAGUUUUCAUCAUGCUCUGCAUUACACGCUAUCAUGGCUCAUUGAGUGCGGCAAGAGCAUGUCUCGCGAUGAAUUUUCUAACCUGCUUACUUUUACUCAAGACGGCUUAAUGCAAAAGCCAAAGCUUAUGGGCCAGCGACUUAUGCCAACCCAUGAGUAUAGCUCGGAGGAUUUACUCAUGGCAGCAUUCGACUAUCCACUUCGAGUUUGCGCGUGGUUGGCGCAGAUGAAGGCUAGUAUGUGGGUUCGCAAUGGUAUGAGCCUUCGCCAUCAGGCUGGCACAUACCGAGGAGUUACCCAGCGAGAUGUAACUCACCAUCGAGACUUAUUCCUGCUACAAACCGCUAUGGUCAUUUGCUCGCCGAGUCGCGUAUUGGCAUCGAUGAUUGAUAGAUAUGGGUUGGAAAUGUGGAUGAAGGGCAUCUAUGAGCAGAACUCUGAUGUUCUGGACCACCAACAGCAGCUCGACGUUGCAGAAGAUAUGAUACACCUGCUCAUUGUAUUGCUCUGCGAUAGGACAUCCUUGGUUCCUAUCGAGUCCGAGCCCAACCCACAUACGGUUGCCCUGAGACGCGAUAUUGUGCAUGUCCUUUGCUUCAAGCCAUUAUCAUUCUCAGAGAUCUGUAGCAAAUUGCCGGAUAAGUUCCAAGAACAAGAAGAAUGCCAGGAUCUAUUGGACGAAAUGACGAUAUUCAAAGCGCCCGAGGGACUCUCUGAUGUUGGAACGUUUGAGCUACAAGAACAAUUUCUGAAGGAAAUUGACCCUUACAUUGCGCACUAUAACAAAAACCAAAGAGAAGAGUCAGAAACUGCGUAUCGCAACUGGGUAUCCAAGAAAACCGGACGACCGGCGGCCGAUGUUGUAUUUGAGUCGAAGCUUCGUCCUAUUGAAUCGGGUAUUUUUAUGGAUUUGUCCGCUUUCACUAAGACCGGAAUAUUCGCUCAGAUCAUUUACUACUCCCUGUUGUAUCCCCUAAAAUCACAGGAGCUCACUCCAACUGUACCUGCCACAAGGGUAGAGGCUUUCCUCCAUGUGGUUUUACACUUAGUCCUUAUUUCAAUUGCAGAAGAUAACACUGAAGAGGACGACAUGUCGGAAGAGGCUCUCCAAUCCUUCGUUUACAUUGCAUUAACAAGGAAUGCGAGGAGCAAUUUCAUGAAUGAUGCACCUCAGGCGAAGACUAUAGUAUCCAUCUUGGAAAUUAUGUCAACCAGAGAGGCGUUUAAAUCCUGCCAUCCUAAAAUAAGCCUGGUUUUGAAGAGAAUGAGGCAAAAGAGACCUCGGGGCUUUGAGAGUGCCUUUGCAAAACUUGGAGCUUCGGUUGACAGAGUAUCCACAGCAUCCCCGGCCAUCGUGAAUCCAGAUGAGGAGCGAGAUAAGAAGAAGAAGGCAGCACUUGAGAGGCAAGCAAAGGUCAUGGCCCAAUUCCAGCAACAACAAAAGAACUUCCUCAGCAAUCAAGGUGACGCCGACUGGGCCCAAGAAGACUUAAGCGAUGAGGAUAUGGACGUGCAAGCUGAAGAGCGCAAGAACAACUGGCAAUAUCCGUCUGGCAAUUGCAUCCUUUGCCAAGAAGAUACGAAUGACAGUAAGCCAUAUGGUACUUUCGCUAUGAUGGAAGAGAGUGGUAUUCUGCGUCAAACAGACUUUUCGGAUCAGGAUUUUGUCAAAGAAGCUGCGAGCGUGCCCGCUAAUCUUGACCGUUUUGCUGAGGCAAUCAGGCCAUUUGGCGUUUCCGGUCAGAACAGACAUGUUGUGCACAAAAUUGCUACCAAUGGCCAGGAGGUUGUUAGUGAGAGGCAGACGAUAGGCAAGGGCUUCCCCUCUAAAUCGAUGAAGCUUGGCCCUGUGUCUGUCGGCUGCGGACACAUCAUGCAUUAUAAAUGCUUCGAAUUAUAUUACGAGGCUUCAUCCCGACGACAGAGUCAUCAGAUCGCUAGACACCAUCCCGAGAGGCUUGACCUCAACGAGUUUGUCUGUCCAUUAUGCAAAGCCCAGGGUAAUGCGUUCCUUCCAAUCAUUUGGCGCGGCAAAGAGGAGUCGUAUCCGGGACUUUUGAAUACUUCUGCGCCAUAUGACGAGUGGCUUGAUUCCGUUUUGCCCUCUGCCGUUAAAAGGCAGGAGAAGAGCGCUGCACCACUUGGUGAUGGAGAAUUUCCUGGGUCUCGUUUCCGAGACAUGUUUCUUAACUACAUCCAGGAAAAUGUAGUUCAGUCGUUGUCAAGUAAAGUGCCUAAUCUAGACGAAGCAUGGGAGGCUGUACUUUCGUCUCCAACAUCUCUAUCAGAUAACGCCCUUAACAUAUUACAAGCAAACAGAGCGCCAAUGCGAAUGCUGCCGGGCGCAUUUCCUCCUGACGCCGCUCUUGAGCUUCCAAACGUUACCCCGCCACAAACGAGCACUGCCGAUCCUGGGUUGAUAGAACUCGUCAGAAUAUUCCGUCGCCUUUCUGACACCAUAGUGAGAAACAAGUUGAUUAGUCGGGAGAUUCCCGAGCCGCGUCCAGAAGGCGCAGACGCCUUUUACGCAGGUGACACUGUGGCCCAAGCUCUUGGGUUCUCGAUUUCCGCCGUAGAAAUCCUCCAACGUGGUGUUGAUUCAGAGAGUGGUUCAACUUUCAUAGAGAAGGUUCCACAACAGAGCCUGACUCAUUUACGAAUUCUUUCGGAAACGGCGGCUUCUUACGUAGCCAUUGGAGGAUUGAAGAACGAAGGUAACAAUCCGACAGCAGCUGCAUUCAUGAAUACCUAUGACCGCCAGAUUGAACAGCUUUUCUGUGGAUACCCUCAAGCUUUGAGGUCGCAUUGCGAGGAAAGAGACCACUAUCCGUUGCUCAACUGUGAUAUUUUCAACUUCCUCACGGAAACAUCGCUCUGCUUGGCUCCAGUUCUCGACCUUGACAUCAUGCAUAUUUUAUGUCUUUGCUACGUUGCGGAGAUUGUCAAGGUGGUUCUGGCCAUGGCACGUAACGCUCCUUCCGCGAAGUGGCUGUCUUGGGCUGGCCUUCUCAAUGACGACCAGAAAGCUACAGAGGAGAGCUCAUUCCAACGUGCUUGCUCAUAUAUCACAAAGCUAGAUAUGAGGCACAGGGUAAUGCUAGGCUUGGACAACGCACAGCCCUUCGAAGAACCCGGUGAUGAGUUGGAAGGGUUUGAUCAAGAAUGCUUCAGUGGCAUUGAUGAUUGCAAGGAGUUCGUGAAGAAGUACGCUCUCGUGUUCCUCCGCAAAGCAUCUCUGUUACUGUACGUUCGAUAUGGAACAGAUUUCAACAGCUUUUUCCCUCACAAUUCAGAUGAUGAGUUGGGACGUCUUUCUGAGGCCCUUCGACUGCCUUCGUUUGACGAUAUAUGUGACCUUAUUGUCCAAAAGAGCACAGCGAAGAUAGACGACAUCAUUGACAAUGACGAUAAUUUGUCAUAUGAUGAUAUCUCCACCACGCAACACAUUAUUUGGGGGUGGAUUCAUGCCCACUUCGCUUGGCAAACAAAGCAUGCUCCCGAAGAGGGAAAAUCCGAUAAAAAGGCCAAAGACAUCUCUGUUUCUCAUCCUUCCAUUUUCGAGCUUAUCGGAUUGCCCAAGAACUACGAUACCCUAAUGGAAGAGACAAUGAAAGGACGCUGCCCAACCACCGGCAAAGAUCUUACAGACCCCAUGCUCUGUUUGUUCUGUGGUACAAUCUUUUGUGGUCAAGCAAUGUGCUGCCUGAAGGAAGAACCCAAGACGAGAGGCAAACCUUCUGUCAAGAUUGGUGGCGCACAACAGCACAUGAGGAAGUGCCAAAUUCACAUCGGCCUCUUCAUCAAUAUUAGGAAGUGCACGGUCUUCUAUUUGCAUCACAACUCCGGCAGCUGGAUGGUGGCGCCGUACAUUGACAAAUUCGGCGAGGUUGACCCAGGUCUCCGCCAUGGACGACAGCUUCACCUCCACCAGAAGCGUUAUGAUGCAUUGUUAAGGAACACAUGGCUGCAGCACGGGAUUCCAAGUGUAAUUAGCCGGAAGCUGGAGCAAGAUAUCAACAAUGGGGGGUGGGAAACUAUAUAGUUAGUUUGUGGGUUGGAAUGGGGUGUAUCGGAGUGCCGUUUAUAUAAAUAUGAGAGAUGAGGGACCGAAUUGUCAGCUCAUGCGGCGACGUUUAAUAAGGCUGGGAGUUGGGUUAGAUAGAUGAAGUUUCUUCAAUGGUUAUUCUUGGCUUAGAUACAGUCUCAUCUGAAGUCUAUUGAACCUGGACUCGUUGGGAAAGCCCACGGUUGAUUGAAUGGUAGAUACUGAUAAUUAUACCUUGGAAUCUCACUCCCCUAUUUAAUUUUUCAUGUAUUAAGCUCCAAUGAAGUCAAAUUAUAUGAUAAUCUAUGCAUCACCAGUAUAUAUUGUCAAAAAAAACAUGGGUAGUAGAUAAAAGCGUGUUGGUGACUUCCUUCAUAGCGUGUAGCUGUAAC
Pseudogymnoascus destructans is the source of this 7066-nucleotide messenger RNA. RefSeq lists its product as uncharacterized. Gene Ontology annotation, biological process: protein ubiquitination; ubiquitin-dependent protein catabolic process via the N-end rule pathway. Bases 60 to 6671 code for a protein of 2203 amino acids. Gene Ontology annotation, cellular component: ubiquitin ligase complex; cytoplasm. The transcript has 2 exons. Gene Ontology annotation, molecular function: zinc ion binding; ubiquitin protein ligase activity. The record is from RefSeq and is a predicted model, not a curated record. Lineage: Eukaryota; Fungi; Ascomycota; Leotiomycetes; Thelebolales; Thelebolaceae.